This is a messenger RNA of Trichogramma pretiosum, 2224 nucleotides long. RefSeq names its product methyltransferase-like protein 6. Lineage: Eukaryota; Metazoa; Arthropoda; Insecta; Hymenoptera; Trichogrammatidae. The transcript is spliced from 7 exons. The record is from RefSeq and is a predicted model, not a curated record. The coding region runs from base 220 to 1116 and encodes 298 amino acids.
GCGAAGCAACUGGAUCAUUUCUCUCUCCACCACGACACAGGUUGGUUGGUCACACGUGUCUGCGAUGAGAAUCCGCUGCUUCCCAACAAGUAAAAGAUUUUGCACGGAGGAUGCAAAAAUUGUCUUGAGCGAGAGACCGGUGUCUUGAUUCGAUGAAAUUGGCACCAGCCACGUGUUGAAUUUUUAAGGUUACCUGCACAAAUUUCUCGAUCGAGAGACAUGGCCGAUGAAAAAGAUACGGCGAACGCCACGACGACGGCUUCCUACGCCGGCCACGCGGCAAAGCCCACGUUGACCCAGGAAGAGAUUGAUCGCAUGAAGGCCCAAGAUAUGCGCUUGGUAUCCGACUUCCAAGCCAUGCAAAUCGAAAAGAACGCCAAAAAGAAUUGGGAUCUGUUUUACAAGCGAAACGACACCCGCUUCUUCAAGGAUCGACACUGGACGACCCGCGAAUUCGCGGAGCUUCUCGGUGACGAUACCACCAAAGAGGAACAGAGGAGCCCAAGAGUUUUCUUCGAGAUUGGCUGCGGAGUCGGUAAUUUGAUCUAUCCAUUGAUAGAGGAGAAUGUACCGUUUAAAAAAAUGUUUGCAUGCGAUCUCUCUCCAAGAGCGAUUGAGUUCGUCAAGGGUCAUGCACUGUACAAUUCCGAAUACAUAGAAGCUUUUCAAGCUGAUGUCACAGAGUCCAUUUCUGACAAAGUAUUUCAUCCAGUGGAUAUUGCUACUUUGGUCUUUGUACUAUCUGCGAUUCAUCCUUUGAAAUUUAAACAAGUCAUUCAAAACAUAUUUGAUGUAAUGAAUGAGGAGGGAGUUCUUUUGUUCCGCGACUAUGGGCGCUACGACAUGGCUCAAAUGAGAUUCAAACCUGGAUGCAAAAUUGCAGAUAAUUUAUAUGUCCGUCAGGAUGGCACAAGAAGCUACUACUUCACCACUGAAGAAGUGCAAGAGCUGUUUGAAUCUGUUGGAUUUAAAACAAAGAGUUGUUCUUACGUCCAAAGAAGAACAGUCAACUUGAAAGAAAAGAUUGAUGUUCCUAGGAUUUUUGUCCAAGCUAAAUUUGUCAAGCCUGAAAAGUCUAGUGCACCAAGUCAAACAAAGGACUCUGCAGAGCAGUGAGGAUGUGCUAUCACACUAUUGUCACUAACAAGAUGAAGGAAAAAAAAUAAAAAAUUAAAUAACCAAACAUCUACGAAUUGCUUCUUCCAAUUUAUUACUGCGGGUCAACCUAAUGCAUAUUAUUAAUCCUGGUUUGAAGUAUCCAAAAAAAAAUCCUGAUGAAAAAGAGAAAUCACUUUUAAAAAGGUAAACAUCUUGGCUACUUCAAUAAUUUAAAUUGACUGCAGAAAAAAAAAAAUAAAUACAAUAAAUAAAAACGACUUUUUAAAAAAAAAAUAUUUGAGUUAUUCCUUUCCCCUUGAUGGUUUAUCAAAUUACGAAUUAAAGCACUUUCAAUUUCUACAUGAUAGUUGGUAAAAUGAAUCUUGCUCAAGUAAAAAUCAAACGUGAUUCGAGGUAGAGAAUGUUUUUAUUCAACCGCUCUAUUAAAUUAUUUAUAUCACAAGAUGCAAUUUUAACAAUAAAUAUAGUACAUUUUGUCAACAGUUUGUUACGAACAAUAAUCUAUUUCUUUUUAAAACUGCUUAUUUCACUAUUGUAACUGAUAUGAUCGCGAUAUGAAAAUAGGAUGUAACUAAUAGAAUAAUUUAAAUAAAGAAUUUUCAUAUUAUUGAUUGAAUUUCAAUUUCAAUCACUACUAUUCUCAAGAUUGUCGACUAGUGUUUAAAUCUAGCGAUUUCACAGUCAUCGGUAUUGUCAAUUCUAUUUUCAAAGCAGCACAUGAGCAGUAUCUUUUUGAAUGAAGUUUCACAUACAUUGUAUUUAUAAUUUUCCUUUGAAGUAGUUACAGUUUGAGCAGUUUAUAAUUACGAAAAUUUUACGAAUAUUGAAACGCAUUCUCUAUUAAAUAACAAAUAUACGUACGCAUGAGUUGCUUUCAUUUUAUUUAAGCAAUCAAUAAAUCACAGACCUCGACAUGACUGAACAAUUAUAAUAAUCUUUUGUAAAAAAAAUUUAUACAAGCAUCUUUUUUUUCAAAAAAUAGUACUUCUACAAAAACUUAGCAAAAAGAAUCGACCGCUCUGUUAAGGCACAAGGAACAACAUUGUCGAAUAGCGAAGAAAAAUUUCUUACGUCUACGCUACAGCGAUGCACGACAAAACUUUAU